Molecule: messenger RNA, 3163 nt
Organism: Ylistrum balloti
Lineage: Eukaryota; Metazoa; Mollusca; Bivalvia; Pectinida; Pectinidae
Exons: 3
Coding region: 186-1625 (479 amino acids)
Biological process (GO): sterol biosynthetic process; brassinosteroid biosynthetic process
Cellular component (GO): endoplasmic reticulum membrane
Molecular function (GO): oxidoreductase activity, acting on the CH-CH group of donors, NAD or NADP as acceptor
Source: RefSeq, a predicted model, not a curated record
CUGUAUACCGGCAUAGAUAAGUGUCGACGCACGUGUUCGUCAUAUCAUUCGGUGCCGCACGAGCGAACAGCUUUCUAGGGAUUCAUCUCUCGGAGUUACAUUAGAGAGGGCAGUGGAAUAGACAGGCGGUGUGGAACAGCUGGUGCCGCAGAGGGUUCGUGUCAGAGGUCUGACCACUUAAAAGGAUGGAACGCGAACUUAUCUUGCGCUCAGGAAAGAAGCUGGCGGGGAAAAACAACAUCGACAAUAAAAAUGGAACCACUCUCUCCAAUGGUUUUCAUGAUCACAAGAAAGACUCCGACAUAGGGUUACCUAUCUACAGGAAAUUCUUCGACCAGAUUGUCGUCCCAUUCCUCCUGAUCCUUGUCACCCCUCAUGUUGGCAUAUUGUUUUGGUAUACCCACCGACAGUGUGACGGAAGCUAUGCCAAACUCGGCAUGAUGUUCACAGAGAAGUCAUUCUUGUCGGGUAUGUACGAGAUUUGGUACCGUACUUUACACUGGCCCCAGGACGGACUGUGUUUUUACAUCCUUAUCGGCUACAGCAUGUGGGCCCUGUUCCUGAUGGCAGUCCUUCCUGGUGAAAGGGUCGAAGGUCCGGUUACUCCUAAAGGAAACGUUCCCGUCUAUAUUGACAAUGGUUUUAAACAUUUCGUUAUCACCAUGGUCUCUUUAGCCGCAUUGACUGUCGUUUUGAAGCAGUAUGGAAUGAGCCCGUCCGUCGUGUACGAUCGUUUUGAUGAAAUACUCCUUAUUCUGAAUGUGUUUAGUUUCAUAUUCUGUGCUUUCUUGUACUUAAAGGGACUGUACUCCCCUUCGUCAACAGACUGUGGAACAUCCGGAAACCCCCUGUUUGAUUAUUACUGGGGCACUGAACUAUAUCCUCGUAUUUUUAAUUUCGAUGUGAAAGUUUUCACCAACUGUAGAUUCGGUAUGACAGUCUGGGGACUUCUUGUCGCAAUUUUCGCUUUAAAAAGUUAUGAACUUCAUGGUUUCGUGGAUAGUAUGUUUGUAUCAGCGUUCCUGCAAUUGGCCUACAUCACCAAGUUCUUCUGGUGGGAAGCAGGUUACAUGCGCACCAUCGAUAUCAUGCUUGAUAGAGCCGGAUAUUACAUCUGUUGGGGUUGUCUUGUGUUCAUCCCUUCUUUCUACGCCUCUGUCAGUCUCUAUCUUGUCAGCAAACCAGUAAAUCUAGGUCCUGUGACGUCACUCCUGAUAUGUUUUUGCGGUUUGACAUCGAUAUAUAUAAACUACAUUGCCGACUGGCAGAAACAGAGAGUUCGCCAAACAAAUGGCGAAUGUCUCAUCUGGGGCAAAAAGCCGAACAUUCUGAGAGCUAAAUAUAUGUUGGAGAGCGGACAAGAAAGGGAGAGCAUCUUACUUGCUUCCGGUUGGUGGGGAAUGUCGCGCCAUUUCCACUACAUACCAGAAAUACUGUUGGCAUUUUGUUGGAGUCUGCCUGCCCUGACCGAGAAUAUAAUGCCUUAUAGCUAUGUCAUCUUUCUCAUCAUCCUUCUCACUCAUCGAAGCUUCCGAGACGACACGAAAUGUGGUAUGAAAUACGGCAAAUUCUGGGCAGAAUACUGCCGAAAGGUUCCACAUAAGAUCAUUCCCUAUCUGUUUUAAGAUUGAACAUUGAUGCUAUAUAAAAUCAGUGGAAACGUGAUGGGCUCGUCCAAUCAAAUUAUUGAACACUUGUAAAACCCAAAUCCAGGAUAUUCGUCAAAAUAUUAGGAAACUACAAUGAAAGUUGGAGAGAUGUUGCUUACGUUUUGUUUCAUAGAUUUAAUGUCGUAGUAGUUAUUUAUUUUCAUAUUUUUAAUGUUGUGACAAUUGCUCUUUAAAAUGACGUAUCUAGAAGUAUCGUAAUUGUGUCAUAUCCGGUUUCGUUCCGAAUGUUUGCUCUCUAUCAGUCUGAUUCCUUGUAUCAUAGUGUCUCAUAAGAAAACACUACUUUGGCUUGGUCAGUUUUAAUCAUUGGUGCUGUGUGACGUCAGAUAGCGAUGAGGUAAAUAGAUACGGCCAUACUCAAUGCUAAUACAUAUUUAAAAAAGGGUGUAUUUUUCUGAAUUCAAACUCAAUUCUUUUAGACCUGCAAACUGCUUAAGAUAUUGAGUUUCUACGGUCGUGUCUUUUUUUUUUACUGUACGUAUAUUUUCUGCAUUGAACUUAUAAGACGGUGCUUGUCAAGUUCAUUUAGUUUUUGAAGGUACAGUGUCAUUGGUAUACUUUGUCAAACAUUUAUAGACAAUGCUCAUUGUUACCGAAACUGUUAUGCACAGCCAUAUAAUCUUGCCUUUUUGGUUUUUUUUAUGUUUCAUUAGAGAUGUGCUUUUGUACUGAUUAAGAAAGUAAAAUUCUCCGUGUUUUUUUGACGUGCAGAGCGAGAGAAAAAAAGGUUGUUUACGUAUUGCCGUGCAUGAACUCCAUGACCCCAUUUCUUAGAUAUCAUUCGUUAUGAAGAUGUCCCAAUAACUGAAAAUGUUUAGGGCAAUUAAAGGUAAAUAAGGGUACUUCAAAUUGAAGGAUCAAUAUUGCACGCAAAGGUAAAACUUGUCGUGAUUGUCGAAUGAUGAUUCUGAAAGGGUGAGAGUUCUACUUACAAACGGCCUCGGACGAUUCGGUUACAUUGAAUUUCUACGGAAUCAACCAAACUGAGACGAUCGAUGUGUAUUUUCUAUGAACUUUGUCGAGUUAUGACAAAAAGAAUAGGAUGAAAAUUACACGAAAAUGAUAUUUUUUGUUGAAGGAAUAUGAGGUAAUGCUUGGAUGUGAAACAGCUACUUUUUUAAAUAUUGGAUGUCAUGUUAUAUUUUUUUUUACUGUUUACCAUAAAUAGUAAAUGUUUUUCAGGUAAAGACUGUAAGAAUAAAUAUUGUUUAUACAUGUCAUAUACUUAUUCUGAGAUGCAUUGAAAAUUCGUUUUUACUGGUUUUAGUUUUAUGAAAUGAGAACAAAUCACUAGAUGCGAGUCUCGGUAACUACCUGGAGUGAUUUACCAUUCCAUCAAUCUAGUUUUAUUAGUAAAACAUUUUACGGAUAUUUGGGAAGUUUUUUGUUUGUUCCAGUCGUAUAUUAAAACAAACGGAACGUUUUUAUCUAUUUUAUCAUUAAGGUAUUAAUUUUCUUGUCAUCUACGUCAAUAAAUAUAUGUACAAAUUUGA